Molecule: messenger RNA, 980 nt
Organism: Rubroshorea leprosula
Lineage: Eukaryota; Viridiplantae; Streptophyta; Magnoliopsida; Malvales; Dipterocarpaceae
Source: the annotation of a GenBank genome assembly
UGGCUGCUGAUGGGAAUGAACCCGUGCAGAUGAAAGUCCACAAAUCACUUAGAUUGUGGACUUUCUAUGUAGACUUGGAGGAAAGCCUGGGUACCUUGGAGUCAACUAGAUCAGUCUAUGAGAGAAUACUAGACUUACGAAUUGCCACACCGCAAAUCAUCAUAAACUAUGCCUUCCUUUUGGACGUAGACAUUUUUCUUAUGGUUUUAUCACCAUGUUCCUCACAUUCUUGCAUUUAAUAGUUUUGUGGACUGACUGAGAUUCUGAUCUUUAAACUUACGCAGGAAAACAAGUACUUUGAAGAUGCUUUUAAGGUCUAUGAAAGAGGUGUCAAGAUAUUUAAAUACCCACAUGUCAAGGACAUUUGGGUAACCUAUUUGCCCAAGUUCGUGAAAAGAUAUGGAAAGUCGAAGCUUGAAAGGGCUAGAGAACUGUUUGAGCAUGCUGUUGAAACGGUAUGCCAAUUAUCAUUCUUUUAGCUCUGUGUCUGAUAAUAAUUGUUCAUGACAUGUCACUUAGUUUUUCUUUUGAAAAUUAAUGGGAUUUAUUUUUGCAUAUAUGUAAAAGCUUUAGCCAAAACUUAUGUGCUAAUCUGUUCCACACUAAUCAUCUAGUUGAUCACGGCCCUGACCUGUAAUAGUUUUCUAUUGAAAUUGUGAGAGAUUUUAAUUUGGCAAAUAAAGUCCAACCUCACAAUCAGUAUUGAAGUCUGUGGUCUGGGUUGGGCUACCAAGCCAUGAUGCUAGCCUUUAAUUUUUGAAUCUUGUUUUACUUCCUAUUUUAUUAGUUUCUGCAACAAAUGAAUCAUCUCAAUCCUGUAGGCUGCACUGGUAAUUGCUGACUAUCAUCAUCUUGCUGCUCAUUAGCAUCAACCUGCAGCUCACUAUCAUCAUCUUGCUGCUCAUUAUCAUCAACCUGCUGCUCAUUAUCAUCAACUUGUUGCUCACUAUCAUCAUCUUGCUGCUCAUUAUCAUCAACCU